Messenger RNA from Rubroshorea leprosula, 744 nucleotides. NCBI's taxonomy places the organism in Eukaryota, Viridiplantae, Streptophyta, Magnoliopsida, Malvales, Dipterocarpaceae. The record is from the annotation of a GenBank genome assembly.
UCCAUCUUCAUCAAACUCAACUAUUGAUUGAACUCCUACAAUGGCUAUCCCCACGAUAUCCUCUAAAAUCCUUCUCAUUGUCUUGUCCGUUUCUCUUUUCCAACUUUCAUCUUUUGCCCGAGAUUAUUCAAUCGUGGGCUAUUCUCCUCAAGACUUAACCUCCAUGGACAAACUCAUUGAGCUCUUUGAGUCCUGGAUGGCCAAACAUGGAAAAAUUUAUCACACCAUCGAAGAGAAACUGCAGAGAUUUGAUAUCUUCAAGGAUAAUCUCAACCACAUCGAUGAGACCAACAAAAGGGUCACCAAUUACUGGCUCGGACUCAACCAUUUUGCCGACUUGACCCACGAAGAAUUCACGACAACGUAUCUGGGUUUGAAGCCUGAGUUGGCCGGACGGCGGGGAUCCUCUGAUAGCCGGGAAUUCACUUACGGAGAUGUAGUUGAUUUGCCCAAGUCGGUUGAUUGGAGAAAGAAAGGAGCGGUUACUCGUGUGAAGAACCAGGGGUCUUGCGGAAGUUGUUGGGCGUUUUCAACGGUGGCUGCUGUGGAGGGAAUAAACCAGAUUGUCACCGGAAACUUGACGGAGCUGUCGGAGCAAGAGCUUAUCGACUGUGAUACCACAUACAACAGCGGAUGCAAUGGAGGUCUGAUGGAUUAUGCAUUUUCCUUCAUAGUCUCCAAUGGUGGGCUUCGCAAGGAGGAAGACUACCCAUAUAUCAUGGAGGAAGGAACUUGUGAUUAGAU